Molecule: messenger RNA, 990 nt
Organism: Linderina pennispora
Lineage: Eukaryota; Fungi; Kickxellomycota; Kickxellomycetes; Kickxellales; Kickxellaceae
Exons: 4
Coding region: 57-917 (286 amino acids)
Molecular function (GO): hydrolase activity, acting on ester bonds
Source: RefSeq, a predicted model, not a curated record
CUCAAUUGUUGUCCAGGGCUCCGUUUAUCUGGUUAUAGUACUCUCUAUUUCUCAUCAUGAAGUUUUCGCUUGCUGUUAUCGCUGGUAUUUUUGCCGUUGGUAUUCAGGCAGCCACUGUUAAACCCACUUUGUACAUCUUUGGCGACUCGCUCUCAGAUGGAUACAACUUGUACAACAAGGCUGUAGGUGGGGCCACAUCUGACAACUCGAUCACUCCGUCGCUGCCAUUUGGUCUGCCCGUCCAGAUACCUAGCUCCCAGGACCAGAUCAACUGGUUCAAGUCAGCCAACCCGAACUACUCGCAAAGCAACAUGCGCUAUGCAGACAUUGCUGUUCUUGAGAUCGGUGCCAAUGACUUUCUCGUGAAUCUGUUCUCACUUGCGGCAGGAACUAAGACCCCUGAGUCGUUUGCAGAGCGCCUGUCCAACGAAGUAAUCAGCCAGAUGGACCAGCUCAAGGCCAUUGGUUUCCGGAAUAUCGUCGUGCCCAAUCUGGCCGCAAUCCAGCUUACGCCUCUGGCACAUAUGCUCAAGGUCCAGGGGAUCGCCAACACCACUGUCACGUACUACAACAAUAUGCUGGCACAAAAGGUUGCAGCGUGGAAAGCAACGGCAGGAAUCGGGUUUGUUACUGUUGCUGAUGUUGCAAAGUUCCUGGCGGUUGCUCUCGGACUAGAGGAUGUCAGCACGUCUUGCGUCGGGGGCAAUCCUUCUGGACUUUCAAUCCCGGGACUAACUACUUCUUUCGACCCAAUUCACCCCGCUGAACGCAUCCAGCGCCUGUUUGGAUACUUGGGCUUUGAGAUGGUUAAGACCACUCUUCAGGGUGGUACAUAUGAUAUUAACGAGGCAAAUAUCCUUAACAUUAUCAAGACCUACAGCUUGAACAGUCCUGCCCCGAAGCCAGCCAGCAUCUGAAGCCAGAUUUAGCUUCGAUAGUUACCAGCUCUUAAUCUUUCACACAAUUUUCUGAAUGUAAUUUGUACCCAUG